CCGACCCCCAGUUUGAGAACCCCUGUUCUAAAUGGUACAGCAUGCUACAUGGUGUAGUAGAGUGCACCCAAAGAGAUAUUGCCACUGAUGAAUGCAUGUCCUUAUGACAGGUCCUAGAAUGUUACCUGGUUUGACUGAUAUAAAAGUUUUUUAAUUUACUCUCUCAAUUCUGGAUCACUAUUUUCCUUUGUCUAAACUGCAUACUGGCAACAGGGACUUAUUGUAUAAUAUGCAACACUUGCACUGUGAAGAGCAGUGAGCUCAACUGUCAGAUAAUGCAAGAAAAUGCUGCUGUCUGCUCCUUUCCAGAAGGCAGAAUCUGAUCUGGAUUACAUUCAACACAAAUUGGAGUUUGAAAUAAUGAAAAACCUUCCUGAUAAUCCAUCAGCAGAGGAAAAUCCAGUGACGCUCUUAGAGGAAUUCUCAGUGGUGAAGUCGCGUUAUAAAAUGUUAUGUACGCAGCUGGAAGAAAUUUCCAUAGAGCAAAGAGAGUCUAUGAGCUGUAUUCAUGCUGCUCUAGAAAACACUAUGAAGAUGGUGCAGGCACUACAGCGACAUGCUGAUCUUGAGCUUUCACCUCUGUCUGAAGAAGAACGGACUGCAGCACAACACUUAGCAUGUAAAACGGUUAAAGGAACAGAUCCACCAGUGGAAGAGCCACUUUGUUCAGUGUCUACAGUUCCUAUUCCAGACGGGGAACCACAGUUCAAACCAGUGACUAAGGAGAUGUUGAUGGCUGUACCAAAGAUUAUCAGAAGUACUGUUAAAUUAGUGGACCUGAACAGCUUUUACAGGGAACUAUUUAACUACUUUGUUCUAAAUAGGAACAGAGCAGCAUUGAGUGUUGCACAGAUGAACAAGAUGCAUAUGAAAGCCACCAGUUCCCGACUACAAAUCCUGAAAGAACUUUCCAUUGUAGAAAUUGACAAACAAGGAAAUGCUAAGUUAAUUGUGUAAAUUUAAGCCUACAUUAACUAAUCAUAUUUUGGUAAAAGGAAUUUGGGUGCAGCUCCUGGCGUAUUGGUAGGCAAAUAGUUCUCCGUUUAUAAAAAUGAUAUACAUUGUUAAAAUUUGUUGUUAAUGUGACUGUGUUAGGAUUCUCUUUGUAAUACCCAAUUGUGAAUUAAAAAGCGUAUAUCAA
Dermochelys coriacea (leatherback sea turtle) is the source of this 1141-nucleotide messenger RNA. RefSeq names its product spindle and kinetochore associated complex subunit 2 (gene SKA2). The coding region runs from base 286 to 957 and encodes 223 amino acids. The record is from RefSeq and is a predicted model, not a curated record. The transcript has 7 exons. Gene Ontology annotation, biological process: cell division; mitotic cell cycle; chromosome segregation. Gene Ontology annotation, cellular component: spindle microtubule; outer kinetochore. Lineage: Eukaryota; Metazoa; Chordata; Testudines; Dermochelyidae. Gene Ontology annotation, molecular function: microtubule binding.